Molecule: messenger RNA, 1737 nt
Organism: Planococcus citri (citrus mealybug)
Lineage: Eukaryota; Metazoa; Arthropoda; Insecta; Hemiptera; Pseudococcidae
Exons: 2
Coding region: 916-1674 (252 amino acids)
Source: RefSeq, a predicted model, not a curated record
CAACCGUUUUUAUUUUUUAUACAGAAAUAUUAUGCAUAUCCAGGGUUGUUAAAUUACCGUAAUUUAUUCGCUGGUAAAAUACGGCGGUAAAAUACGGUAAAAUACGGUAUUUUACCGUAUUUUACCAACUUGAAUAUAAUGAACUCAUAGUGUUCAAACUUCAAACCUUCAAAAGUUCAAACAUAUAAAAUUAUUGUAUAUUAUGUAAUGGGUGGAAAUUUCAAUAAUUUUCUGCUUGAAAUUUGAAAACAAUAUGAAACUAUAAAAGGGUUAAAAUUAAAAAUUACAUUAACAACACUUGAAAUUGAAAAACAUUGAAGUUACUGAAAAUUACUAAAAAGUAAAAACUAAAAAGUGAUGAAAGAUGGCCAAUGCCAAUGGGGAAAAUUAAUUGUAUAACCAAUAACCAUGCAUAGAUUAAAAUUUAAAUUUAAAAUCAUUCAACAUUGUCAAAAAAUAAAAAAUUGACCAAUUUGGUUAUUUUAAAUAAAAUGAUUGAAAUAACCAAAAUUUAAUGAUUUUGAAGUACAUUUUAAUGACAUUUCAACAUGUUUUCACGAUUUGAUGCAAUUUUUUCUGAUUUUUGACCAAUUGUGAUUGUGAAUGAUUUUCUGGCAAUUGUUUGGUAAUUUUCAAGAUAUUUUCCUGUUUAUAUGUAGCAUGUAUCAAUUAUCAUUAGCAUUGAUGCAAAUUAAUUGUGAAUUUUGAUGCCAAUCAUCUUCAGCUGUUUGAGCUGUUGAUUCAUCCUUUCAACUUUCAAAUAAUGUGGCAAAAAAAUGCUUUUUGGUAAUUUACGGUAAAAUACGGUAAUAAACUUUUGGUAAAAUACCGUAAAAUACGGUAAAAUACCGCCGUAAUUUACCGACAUAAAUUACCUUACAACCCUGUGCAUAUCCAUUUGUUGGAGUUGGCGACAUGCCAGUUGGUUCGUGGGAAGUUACAACCAAGUUUCUUUUCAAUUACACUCCAAUUACCAGAAAUGUGGAUGUAUUCAAGGGUAUGAUAAGAGCUGACACUUACAUUCGACUGUACAGUAAAAAAAAUAAUAAACCACUGACAUUGUAUUCUGGCACUCAUCAAAGACAGAUAGAAGAAACAAAAACUUCUUGCAUUUACCAGACAUGUAAAUCAACUGUAAUCGAUUCAUUUUGGAGAAUUAUCAUAGAUGAUAAUAGCAAGGCAGUCAUGUUAGUAACCCAGCAUACUCUAAAGAAAUGUAAUCCAGAGUUGUUUUUAUGCGAAAAAAAUCUCAAAGUGAAAACAUACAAAAAGGGUGGCUGCAUAUAUACAUGUUCACUAGAUGGGACUGAUCAACAACUCAAAGGACUGGAUCUUCCUCCGUUGAGGACUACCGGAUACUUGGAUUUAACAUUUCAAAAAAUAAACUCUUCAGAAUCACAAAUGUCAGAGCCAACAGAGCCGCCUGAGGAAACUGAUAUAAUGGAUUUCUUGAACAACCCGUUCAUCAGGGAUGCUAUCAAGAAUGUUGACGGAUAUAUUGGCAAUAAUGUGAAGAUUCAAUAUGCACCUAUUGAACCUGCCAGAAGCUGGUGGCCUGGUGGCGGUCGCCGUAGCAGCGGAGGAGGACGGUACAGUGGUGGUGGUUCGAGUGGUACUUCGUUUAUUACUACAGCUGCAGUAGCUGCAGGAGGUGGUGGAGGAGGUGAUAUAUAAUUAUCAAAUUUUUAAACCAACAGCUUUUUCAUGUUGAAUUUACAGUAUUUCUAUGUAUGUAAU